AUGCCUGCUCUCUGUGGAGGAUCCAAGACCGUCCAGCGCAAGCUGGUCCUGCUGGGUGACGGUGCCAGCGGUAAAACGUCCCUGCUGAACGUCUUUACGAGGGGCUACUUCCCGACUGUUUACGAGCCCACCGUCUUCGAAAACUAUGUUCACGACAUCUUCGUCGACAAUGUUCAUAUCGAACUAUCUCUCUGGGAUACGGCAGGACAGGAAGAAUUCGACCGUUUACGAUCACUCUCAUACGAUGACACCGACCUGAUUAUGCUCUGCUUUUCCGUCGACAGUAAGGAUUCGUUAGAAAACGUGGAGUCGAAAUGGGUGGGCGAGAUUGCCGACAACUGCCCUGGGACGAAACUGGUCCUUGUCGCUCUCAAGUGCGAUCUGCGAGAACAGGGCGGCGAGGAAGACGAGGACGGCGAAGGCGCCAACACCGAGGCCGCCGAGCAACCGCGUGAGAAGAAGCCAACCAUCAGCUACGAACAAGGACUCGAGGUAGCCCGUCGCAUAGGAGCUCUCCGCUAUCUCGAAUGCUCGGCGAUGCGAAAUCGCGGUGUCAACGAGGCCUUUACCGAGGCUGCGCGCGUUGCCCUGAGUGUGAAGAAGGAUACCGAGGAGAGCAAGUGCAUCAUCAUGUAA
Molecule: messenger RNA, 636 nt
Organism: Clonostachys rhizophaga
Lineage: Eukaryota; Fungi; Ascomycota; Sordariomycetes; Hypocreales; Bionectriaceae
Source: the annotation of a GenBank genome assembly